Molecule: messenger RNA, 646 nt
Organism: Fusarium redolens
Lineage: Eukaryota; Fungi; Ascomycota; Sordariomycetes; Hypocreales; Nectriaceae
Exons: 1
Coding region: 75-446 (123 amino acids)
Source: RefSeq, a predicted model, not a curated record
GCAGCAUGGUACACGUGGCGUAUAUUGAUGGCUAGCUAUGGCAACUUCUUCGCUACAGUCGUAAUCAUCGUACCAUGAAUCACAUAUUCUCGUUGACUUUCAACCUUCCCGUGGUAUUUACAAUGAUGGGGAUACGGGCCGCAAACUCAGUAGCUGUCCUGUCGGCACUUAUUUCCCCACGGGUUGAUAGCAGAGACAUGCUGUCCUUGCGACAACUUAACUGGUUCGGCGAUAUGUCUAGGAGACUCAACUUGUUGCCGUCAUAUUCGAGAUCAUUCAACCAUAACUACUUUCCCGGUAGACCUCUUGGUAAGACCAGCGGCUCAGCUUAUCUUGCGGGGUAUAAUGUGAUCCCCUUGUAUGUGUUCGGCUACAGUGUGUACCUCAAGUGCCCAGAGAACAUUCGACAGAUUUCGAUAAGGCUCCCAUUUCCUAGUCACCCUUGAGCAUUUAAGCUUGUCAUUAAGUUCGUGGCUUAACAAUAAGCGAUAUCGGCUUCCGGAGGUAACUCAGUUCAGGCGUGUCUUGGCUUCUCGAACAAUGCCUCUGGGCAUGAUCCAGUAUUCACGAUUCGGCACCGCAAAGUACGAUGACACUUGCCUCAUUAACUUUGAUUAGCAGGCCAAAGCACUUCUGAUUUGAUAUG